GGACGCCCUGUAAUGUUGCCAUGGCUCUUGUGCCACCGCUGGGGGCAGGGGGUGUUGUCCCUUUAAGGUAGUAGUGGAGAGGCAGCUCUGUUUGCUGGCGUGUGAUUGACAGCCGAGACGUUUCUAGUGCCUCCUUCCGCAGUUCGGCGGCUUCCAGCUCUCUCUCUCUUUCUAUUAAGCGCUCAGUAACUUUAAAGAAGGGAUGCAGACUCUGGCGGACUAAAAUGGCUCUCCACCGAUGGAUUUAUCCUUUACUCCACUUCAUCCUCACUAGCAAUGCCGCCCGGAAUUACCCAGCUAACGAGGUUACCCUAUUGGACUCUAUGUCAGCUCCUGGAGACUUGGGCUGGGUGGCAUAUCCUCCUGAGGGGUGGGAAGAAAUCAGUGUUAUGGACGAGCGAAACACGCCAAUGCGAACAUACCAGGUCUGUAAUGUCAUGGAAGCCUAUCAGAACAAUUGGCUGCGGACUAGUUGGAUUCCUCGUGAUGGCGCCCAUCGGAUCUAUAUUGAGAUUAAGUUUACCCUCAGAGACUGCAAUAGCCUGCCGGGUGUCCCUGGAACUUGCAAAGAGACCUUUAACAUCUAUUACUAUGAGUCCAACAACAACAACUUGUGGUACAUAAAAGAAAGCCAGUAUAUAAAAAUUGACACCAUUGCCGCAGAUGAGAGCUUCACCCAAGUGGAUGUAGGUGACAGGGUAAUGAAGUUAAACACUGAAGUGCGGGACAUUGGAUCGCUGACAAAGAAAGGCUUUUACCUUGCCUUUCAGGAUGUGGGUGCCUGUAUUGCUUUGGUAUCAGUGCGGGUCUAUUACAAGAAGUGCCCAUUAACAAUUCGUAACCUGGCAGAAUUUCCAGACAGAGUGACUGAAGGAGACUCCUCCUUGGUGGAGGUUCGUGGCUCCUGUGUGAAUAAUUCUGAGGAAUAUGAUGUGCCUAAAAUGCACUGUAGUGCUGAUGGGGGGUGGCUGGUCCCUAUUGGACGCUGUGUCUGCAAACCAGGGUAUGAGGAGAAGAAGGAUACCUGCCAACCAUGCCGGCCUGGUUUCUACAAGGCAUCCUCCAUGGAUGCAUACUGCAUGAAGUGCCCACCUCAUAGUUACUCAUAUCAAGAGAGCUCAUCACAAUGUACGUGUGAAAAGGGUUACUACAGAGCAGAGACAGACCCAAGAGCAAUGCCGUGUACAAAGCCUCCCACACCACCAGAAAAUCCCAUAUCCACAACAAAUGAGACUUCCCUUAUCUUAGAAUGGAGCCCGCCUCGGGACAGUGGUGGUAGGAAUGACCUUACGUACAACAUACACUGCAGGAAGUGUGUGGGGGACAACAGAAAGUGCAGCGUCUGUGGGAGCAGCCUCCAUUUCAUCCCACGUCAGUUUGGAUUAACGUACACCAAAGUUCUUGUUACGGAUCUGCUGCCUCACACUAAUUAUACCUUCGAUCUUGAGGCUGUGAAUGGGGUAUCUGAGUUGAGCCCCAACCCGAAGCAGUAUGUCUCUGUCAAUGUCAUGACCAGCCAGGCAGUAAACGUGAUUGUGAAGGAGAGAAGAAGCAAGGAUAGUAUCACUCUUGCUUGGCAAGGACCAGACCGUGCCAAUGGUGUAAUUGUGGAAUACGAGAUUAUCUACUAUGAAAAGAAUCAAAGGGACCAAAAUUACACUGUUUUAAAAACUAAAUCUAACAGCAUGACAGUUGAUGGACUAAAGCCAGGGACAACAUACGUGUUCCGGGUCAGAGCUCACACCAGCGGAGGACAUGGGACCUAUGGUGGUGAAAUUGAGCUGGAGACCAGUCAAGAAGACAUGCUUGCUAUUGGUGAUCCAAACCAACCCACCAUCAUGGCUGUCUCUGUUGCUGGUGGGAUAGUCCUCCUGAUAUUCCUUGUUACUUGCUUUGUUGUUAGUGGAAGGCAUUGUGGCUACAUCAAAGCAAAGCAAGACCCAGACGAGGAAAAAAUGCAGUUCCACCAUGGUCAAGUCAGGUUGCCUGGGAAUAGAACCUACAUUCAUCCACAUACCUACGAGGAUCCCAAUCAAGCUGUCCGAGACUUUGCAAAGGAAAUUGAUGCAUCCUGCAUUCGGAUUGAAAGAGUUAUAGGGGGUGGUGAAUUUGGGGAGGUUUGCAGUGGACGCCUAAAGUUACCUGGGAAGAGAGAAAUCUAUGUCGCCAUCAAAAGCCUGAAAGCUGGUUACUCGGAGAAACAGCGCAGAGACUUCCUGAGUGAAGCCAGCAUCAUGGGACAAUUUGACAACCCGAACAUAAUUCGCCUUGAAGGAGUGGUUACAAAAUGCAAACCUGUAAUGAUAAUAACUGAGUACAUGGAGAAUGGAUCUCUCGACUCAUUUCUGAGGAAGCAUGAUGGACAAUUCACAGUCAUUCAGCUGGUUGGAAUGCUCAGAGGAAUUGCCUCCGGGAUGAAAUAUCUGUCGGAUAUGAAUUACAUACAUCGGGACCUUGCAGCAAGAAACAUUCUAGUGAACAGCAAUUUUGUCUGCAAAGUCUCAGAUUUUGGGUUGUCACGAGUGCUGGAGGAUGACCCAGAGGCAGCCUAUACAACCAGGGGAGGUAAGAUCCCCAUCCGAUGGACAGCCCCAGAGGCUAUUGCCUACCGCAAGUUCACUUCAGCCAGCGAUGUGUGGAGUUACGGGAUUGUUAUGUGGGAAGUGAUGUCAUAUGGAGAGAGGCCUUACUGGGAAAUGUCCAAUCAGGAUGUGAUUAAAGCAAUAGAUGAAGGAUAUCGCUUGCCUGCGCCAAUGGAUUGUCCUGCUGUGCUUCAUCAGUUGAUGUUAGAUUGCUGGCAAAAAGCACGAGGAGAUAGACCAAAAUUUGGCCAGAUCGUGAACAUUCUCGACAAGCUGAUACGAAAUCCCAGUUGUCUCAAAACGUUAGCCAAUGAUGCAGCUUGGUCAGGCAGUAUGUUACAGGAUCCAUGUACUCCAGACACUUCCACCAUCACUACAGUAGAUGAAUGGCUUGAUGGUAUCAAAAUGGGCCAAUACAAAGAGAAUUUCUCAUCAGCUGGUUAUGCCACAUUGGACACUGUUGUGUACAUAAACAGCAGUGACCUCUGCAGAAUUGGAGUGACAUUAGUUGGGCACCAGAAGCGGAUCCUCUGGAGCAUUCAGAACCUUUACGCCAUGGCCAACCAGAUACAUGGAACACAUAUUCAAGUAUAAUCACUGCAGCAAAGCAGUGUGGUUGGACUCUUAGAGAAAAAGAAAGCCACUGAAUGCCCUGCUUCCUUCCUCUGAAUAACAGCUCCUUUAUCACGUGAAGAGAAAACAGCCUUUCUUCAAAACACACACCCAGCAUUCAUACAGCAUGCAAUUGGCAUUCCUUGCAGCAAAAUAAUUAUCAGCACAUCUCAUUCAAACUUUGCAAAUGAGAAAAAGAAUGUGCUGAAGAGUCAUGGUCUGAUUCAUUGCAGAGAAAAAGGUAGCUUCCUACACGUAGAUUUCUUGCUCUACAGAUGAUACUUUACAAUAGCCAUCUCAUUUCUGGUUUGUUUUUUUUAAUCUGAAUCCCUGUGAUAACUGUAAAAAGCUUAUUAUUUGUUUGAAGACAGCUUCAUUAGCCCAGCAACUGCUGAUAUAAUAAAUAAAUCUUCCCUUGACCUGCUAUCCCAUGCACAGAGCUGGGAGUAAGAUGGAGUUCCAGUUUUGAAUAUGGCUUAAAUGCAUGACAAUUGGCCAACUAAAUGAAUAGAAUACAUAGAAUCAGCUGCCCGUGCUCGAGUAGAUCAAAAUUUGGACAUAUUCAGGGUUUUUUUUUUCUAAAUUAAGUAGUAAUGUUGAAGACAAGUACACAGAGUUGAAUGGAUAGGAAAGACAAGGUCAGAUUAACUGGGAAUUAUUGCUUAGGCAAUUCCAAGCACAGACCUUAAAAGCUUAUUUAAUGUUCUGUGGGAUAUGCCCAAAUCUUAUGAAUUAAACAAUAUUAAUUGACUGAGCAAGUGUAAGGCGAGUGAAUUCUUGCGAUAAAUUACUGAGGAACACCCAUCAUAUACUAGUGUACACAAUAAGCCCAUGUUGGAAUUGAAAUCAAGGUCUGAACUCAAAAUCCAAAAUGGAGUUUGGAUUCCAGCUUCAACAUAUUGGGAGGUGAGCUUCACUUAUGUGAAUUGCAUAGAUUGGAAAAUGAAUGGCUGACAAGUGAGAGCCAUGAAAUUAUACAGACAUUAGGCAGAAUCUGAGGAUGCACAAGUGUUGAAGAAACUAAAAGAACAGUUAAGUGAUUUUGGAUUUGAACUUCGAUUGUCUGUUACAAAAAAAUGAUUUAUCUCAAAAGCAAAGCUUAUUUUGCUGUCAAAUGCAGAGCCAAUAAUGAUACAAAUCUAUUUGACUGGAACACUAGACAUUCAAAUUGUUUGUCUUUGAUGCUAUAAUUAUUAUGUAUGGAAACAACUUAAUCCUCCACUGUUUCAACCACCACUUUCCACAUUUAUUAAUUUUUCAGAAUGCCAUUAUUACAGGCAAGGACAGUACUUAUUGUCCAUCAUUAGCUGCCCAUGAUGAGAGUGUGGUACAGCACCUUCUCUAUUUAAAUCCUUCUGAUGAAGGAACUCCCAGAAUGCUGUUCAGCAGGGAGUUCCAGGAUUAAGGUCCAGCAUCAAAGAAGGAACGGUACUAUAGUUCCAAGUCAGGCUGGCAUGCAACUUGGAAGGGGGAACCUCUAUAUGGUGGUGCUCCCAUGCAGCUGAAGCACUUGUUCUUGGUAGCAAAGGAUUUGGGAAGAUGAAGUAGCCUGGGUAAGUAACUGCAGUAUAUUUUGUAGAUGAUACACACUGCAGCCACAUUGUGUAACUGUGCAGUGUAUUCUGCACACUUAAAUAGUCCACGAGUUUAGCUGUACCAUCAUGUUAUUUUUCUUUCCUGUUACUACAUUCAGAGUUAGAGUUGAACAAAUACAUAAGGAGGAGAGGUGUGGGCCAUGCAGAAUGGUGUUUUGCCAAUCUCAGCCGUACAUUUCUUUAACAUACAUUUAGGCACCUGACCAAAUUAAAGGAAACAUCAGUGGGAAUGAACAGCAAAAAAUAGGAAAGAUGGAAUUCAAUCAUACUGUAAUCAUUUUAGCUAUGAUUUCAUUUGUAAUAUAAAGCUACAGCCACUUAUUUUUAAAUAUUAGCCUUCAUUCUACUACAUACUAUGUGUAGCAGUGUAGCAUUAACCCCAUCUCUCUGGGUCUCAUUGCUACCCAGCCUUGCCAUUACACAUGCUUCUAUGGAUUGAGAUAUAUUCUUUUCUCCAGUUAAUCUUUUCCCCUCUCGCCUCAUAUGAGAAGUACCAGAUUUCUUUCUGUACCCACUACAAUAAGACAAAGAGCUGGAUAGGAAAGGGGAGAUAAGAAAGGAACCAUUGGAGAGUAAAAAAAUUAGGGAAGCUAGGAACUAUAGAACAUAAAGGAUUGUUCCUGUUUUAUAGAAGACUUUUUCAACCAAUGUGUAACCGUUAGAAACACAUGCUUCAUAUUUCUUCUAUCUCUAACAUAGUUGAGUGUACAUGCUGCAAUCUUCUAAGGCACAUACAAGUCGAGUCCAAGCAAAACUCCAGUUUAUGAAAUUGAUGCUAGUACUUAUAUUAACUGACCCAAUUAUAUUUACCACUUUAGAACACUAAAUAAUAGGUUUAUUAAAAUUAACUUAGGUAAACUUUAACAACAUUUUUAAGAAAAAAUAAAUUGGAAACCAAUCACAAAUCAAAGUUGAAAUUAAAAAAAAACCUGCAGAUGCUGGAAAUCUGAAACAAAAACAAAAAAUGCUGGAAAAGCUCAGCAAGUCAGGCAGCAUCUGUGGGAAGAGAAACAGUCAAUGUUUCAGAUCUGUGACCCUUUAUCAGAACCCAAAAAGAGUGGCAGACCAGAAGUUUUUUUCAGCAUUUUCUGUUUUUGUUACAAAUAAAGGUUGAAUGAUUAUUACUAUAAUAUUUUCUGACAGUUUGUAUUAAUGUUUAUUUCUCUGGACUAAUUUUGAUGUAUGGUGGUCAGAAAGAGCAAAGAUCCUUUUGUGUACCUUUGUUUAAAAAAAAUGUUGUAUGCCUGAAUAUUAGCAAUGGAGACACAAGUUAACUACACCCAAAGCAUACAGGAAAUCUUUCCCCAUGUAAACAUUAUGAAGUUGGGUGGUAUAGGUUGCCUCAAUGGCAUAUCAUUUCCCAAGGACUUAUUGAAAUGGUGUUAUCAAGCUCAGCUGUUUCUUGUAUAAAGUCUAUAACAUUAUGGUCAUAGCUUGGAACCAAAAUCACAUAUGUUUGGGGAAAAGAAUUGAACGGUGGGUUUAAAACUUCUUGUUAUUACUACUCUUUACUGCAACUAUUUGUGGACUGCCAGUGGGAAAGAGGUAAUGAGAGGUGAUUAUGGAACAAAACAGGAAUUUUUGAAAGACGUCUUUUGACAUUGUGAAUUACUUUGAAUAUUACAAGAUGGUCACUCUGUAUUAAGCACCAGUUAGAAUAAUGGCCGUGUUAAGUAUCAAUCCGAGAAGGUGACACCAUCUGUCAAAAUUUAACUGUGGUAAUGAAGUGAAGAAAAUGUGUAUGCAUGUAGUUAUAUUAGGGUAUCUGUUUAAGAUCACAAACAGCUGAGAGUAUUAUAAGGCUUGGAGUCCCAAAUUAUACAGCAAGAAGUCCAUUGGAAUGUUUGUGUAGUUGUAUUUUUUUUAAACAGCAAUUGUGAAACUAAGAUGUCAUAAGACCAUGUUUUGAUCUACACCUUUUACCCAAGUGUGACUGAGUGGCAGCACACCCACAUUAUUACUAUUCUUUGCAUCAGUAUGAAGCUGAAAUUGCUUUACAUUGUCAAUCUAUGUAGUAUACACAACCAACAGAGAAAUAAACAACAAAGGAUACAUGGGUGGGGAGCUACGAAAGGGAAGACAAGGCUGAGAUACGUAGCAAAUUAGGAGGAACUGAGAUGGUUCAAUUUAAUCAGAUAUGGCUGAUUUCACCACAUUCACCUGACUUUUACAAGUUCAAUAACUUAGCCUUUUUUUUGAAAAAACAGAAGAGGACAGUGAAAGAUUCUUCAGCAUAACUUGUUACAGGCUUCAAAUAUUUACUUGUAAAUUUACUCUCUAGAAGUUUAGGAAGAACUGAUGAGCUUUUAAAACGCAGAGCCCCACCAUUUUGUAACUGCACCAUGGCAACAGCAGAACAGGAGACAAACAUUGUACUAUAUUGUAUAAAAUGUACAGCGUGACUGACCUAAGUAUAGAAUGUUUAUAAUUGUGAAUUUUUAAAAUUACUAAAAGCUGAACCAGUUCCAUCAGUAUGUGCAGAAUGACUGAACAAAAUGGCUUCCAUUGGAAAAGUCUGCAUAUUUGAGAAAAAAUUAACAUUUGCGAUAAGUGAAGGGUAGCAACUCUCCUGCGUGAUAAAAUUUUGUUGAAGAUAUUUAGGGCUGUGCCAAUCAAUUGUAAUUGGAGGUUGAAUACAAUUGGACAACAUGACAUUGAAUCAGUCAUAUUGAGUAUGGUCCAGAGGUGAUCACAAGUUCAGUUAACAUCUGAAAUUAUACAUCAAAGAGUGCUUCAUGACUGUUAAGUACUUUGGAAUGCUUGGUCAAGUAAGGCACCAGACAAGCCCUGCAAAAAUAAAAAACUCAAAUGUGUAUAGGAUAAAAAUGGUGCUAAAAUUAUUUUCUGUUCCUCUGUCCCCAUCCCAGAUAGUUAGCAAAUUAUUGCACCACACAGGUUGGAUAACCUGAGCUAGGAAGCAACUCAAGUACUACAAUGGUCGCAAAAGGGAUGUAGGAAAAUCAUAUGGAAUUCCUGCUCUGUGUGCCAGCUUGACUGUGCACCUCGCAUGGUCAAUCCUACUGACACUAAUUCCCUGGACCACACACAUUGUGGAACUGAAGGUUAGCCUGAACUCAUGGAUUUGCCUGGAGUCAGUGCACCCAAGGUGAUUAAAGGGUUGUUUCUCAGAAGAAAGAGAAGCAAUUGGCUUUUCAGCCCUUUGUCCCUGCUCAUAUCAACUUAGUAAAGAAUCUUUGUAAUCCAACAAUUCCCCAAUAAAGUGCUGGAACCUUCCGAGCAAUGUGGGCUUUUACAUUGACUAUUGUGAUGGCUGUUUCAAUGCUUUCCACUGUUACCAGUUGUUCUUUGUAUCAUCAGCCCAGUCUGUUGGUACAGCCCUAAAGACUGAUGAACCUGGUCUCAGACUGAGUGUGUGAGAUAUGAGACUGUGGCCUUUUUGCAAUGUAUGUAUUAAUUUAUGCUUCUUAAUUUGUGAGCUUUAUUCCCGGUUUGCUGUAUCUAGUGGCCAUUGUUCCUCCAUAUUGCUCUAAGGAGCUUGCUGGUGGUGCAUCAGCUUGGUUUUAAUUUUUAAUGUCGCUGUAAUAAAUCUGCAAAUAUUUUUGA
Molecule: messenger RNA, 8353 nt
Organism: Pristis pectinata (smalltooth sawfish)
Lineage: Eukaryota; Metazoa; Chordata; Chondrichthyes; Rhinopristiformes; Pristidae
Product: ephrin type-A receptor 3-like
Exons: 17
Coding region: 225-3176 (983 amino acids)
Biological process (GO): protein phosphorylation; axon guidance; cell surface receptor protein tyrosine kinase signaling pathway
Cellular component (GO): plasma membrane; neuron projection
Molecular function (GO): protein binding; transmembrane-ephrin receptor activity; ATP binding
Source: RefSeq, a predicted model, not a curated record